Molecule: messenger RNA, 817 nt
Organism: Exophiala xenobiotica
Lineage: Eukaryota; Fungi; Ascomycota; Eurotiomycetes; Chaetothyriales; Herpotrichiellaceae
Exons: 3
Coding region: 43-426 (127 amino acids)
Biological process (GO): proton motive force-driven ATP synthesis
Source: RefSeq, a predicted model, not a curated record
GUUCGUCUGGGAAACGACUGUACUAUCAAACAAGAGGCAGCCAUGGCGCAAUCACUAAGGGCCAGCGGACGUUUGCUAGCUCGUAUGAGCUCAAGAAGCACGCGGGUCCCUCGUCGGAGCUUCGCAGUUGCAUCAGUCGCGAGAAUGCCCGACUUGAUUCAAGACAUGUAUCUCCGAGAGCUGAAAGCAUACAAACCACCGCCACAAAAAGCCUCCGAUGCCGAAGGCCACGUUCAGAAAUUUACUCCUCCUUCGACCCCGAAAUCUCCGGAAGAAACAAACUUGGCAAGUGAAAUGCAAGACUAUGAGAGUCAAGUCGUCGAAGUUGAAGGACAAGCCGCAGCUGGUGAGGGCGAAGAAGGAGGAGAGGAGGAUUUCUUCGAGGACAUUGAGAAAAUGGACGAAGACGAAGGCGUACACCAUUGAUCAACGUCGAAGCGAUGAUAAAUAAAAUUGCUUGUACAAUCAAUUGAUGCAUGAAUGGAAGACCGUUGCCUUUUUGCAUCCAAUACGAUGGCUUAUGUGCGUGGCGACCGCAGGAAUGUUCACAGCUACCAGCUUCUUCAACUCAGCGCCUUUCUUCCUAGUCCUUGCCAGUGGUAGAACUCUUGCUUUAUGGACGUAACCAAGGCAAGAAUGGACACAAACGAAAGGCUCAAGCCAAGGUUGAAAGUCAUGUCAACAGCAUCGACUUAGUUGGCUUUGCAAGCGUGGUAUACUUGUACUCAUGACUCUGAACCACAAUUCACGGUAAGAAGCCAGUGAACUUGUUAAAUGUUGACGACGGCUUUCAUAAAGCUUUCUCGUGACUCCGAAC